GAGAAAAGAGUGCUUGAGGGUUUGGUAUUGAAACAAAAGGCAAAAAAAGAUAAAGCAACGGAGCACGCGAUGGAUGUCGUGGCUGCCGAUUUAAAUGGCGGGAAUGGCGAGGUGGCGCGUGACCAUUUGUCAGACCCAGGAGCAGACGUAUGUAAAUCUCCGAUAACCGGCGACGUCAACACUAAAGAUUCCAAGAGCAAAGACAAAGAUGUUGACGAUGUCAAGGAGAACCAGGACCUAGAUCAAGACACUACCCAGCAAUCUGAUGUAAUAGACAGUAAAAAUGUCAAAGACAAAGUUGGUGAUAAAUUAGUGUCAGACGAGGUGAUUUUGAUAAAAGAAUCAGACAGUGCAGUACACGAUAGUAAAAAAAUGGACGACCAAGACAAAGAGGUUAAUGGUGAUGUUAAGGGAAUUAGUGUAAGUAAAAAAAGUAUAGUAACUCCUGUGGGUAAGCGAAAACUUAGAAAAGUUAAAGCCAAUUCGACGAGCGCUGUUGAAAGCAAGCCCCAGGAUUCGCCGAUGGUCAAUACUAAUUCCUCCAAUAGAACGCGUAAUCAAAAAAGAAAGUUGUCAGAGCCUGAUAAUCAUUCUUCUGAUGACUCUGAGGAUUUCUUGGGGUUUGAUAGCAGUGAAUUCUUAAAACCAAAUCCUGCUGUUGAGAUACUCAAGAGGUUGAUUGCCGAAGCAGAAGCUGAGAUUUCAACGCCUCAACCACCGGCUAAGAGACAGAAACUCUCGGUGUCCAAGGUACCGCCGAAGAAGAAAGCCAAGGGUAAGAAGAAGGUGGAAAAAAUAGACCAGUCUCCAGACAUAGCCAUUAUUGCUACGGUUAAAAAUGACGCGUCUGGAAAGUCUCCGCCGUCUGCCAAGACUCCUGUCGCCAGAAGAGGUGUGCGGAAUUCUCACGCUUCACCGGCAGUGAGUAUAGUUCCUAAACUUAAGGUUCCUUCUGAUGUUACUCAACCGGAGUACAAAGAGCCUUUCAAGUAUGGAUGGAAGCGCGAACUUGUGUACAAAAACGAGAGUGAUCCAGCGAAAAAGACUAUUGAAGUUUUUUAUUACACACCAAAGGGCAAAAGGGUUCGAAGCUUAAGAGAAGUCGCUGAAUUCCUGAGUACGGAGGAUCUAACGAUAGAUAAUUUCAUAUUCACCAAGGAACCCACGGGUGUUAACGACCCUCAGUGUGAAAUAAUUAAAGAUGAAGCUACUGCAGUAAGCACACCAGUUAAUGCAGGUUCAUCUAAGAAACUUGUAACUGGAAAAAGAGUUCCCGUUCCGAAAAGACUUAGUGGAAAAACUUCGCCUUUACCUGUUGCUAAAACUCUGGCUAAAGCUUUGCCUAUUAAGACAAGUACUCCUGGACUUAAAGUUAAGGUUCCUGUAAAGAGAGGAGCACCGAAAAAAGAGAUAUCACCGCCUAAGGAGACAGAAGUUCACACGUGGACAAACUCAUCAAGCAUCACAAGACGUACGCAAGGUGGAACCGAAAAAGCGUCGCCAUACAAAUCAAAACGCUCAUUAAAGACGAAGCUUCAGGAACCGUGCAGUAUUCGUUGUGCUAUGAGUAUGGGACUGAUACCGAGUCUCCAAUGCCGCGUCUGCCUCUGUCUGUAUCAUCCCGAGUGCGUAGGUCACGCUGAGAAUUCAGUCACUGAAGAUUAUGUUUGCAAGAACUGCCGGCAAGACAAUGAAGAAAGUAGAAAAGUGACAAUUACACCACCGCCUUUGAUACCAAUCAGUAUGAUAGGAACAGAGACUGCCAAAUCACUCUUCCCAGCAAUUGAUCGACAAUCACCUUUAAAAGCUCCAAAGAAUUUAAAACCUGAUGAUUACUUCAAAAAUUCACGAGAUUCAUUUUCGACGAAUAAAUUAAACACUGCUGCCUGGUACUCGAAUAGAGAUUCAAUGCAAAGGCAAGACGGCUCGGAGCCUAAGCCAGCUCAAAAUAUCGCAAUUGUUAAUGGUAAAAAAUUUAUCGUUGUACCUAAAAAUAACGCGGGAUCAGUUCAACCAGCAAUCAGGCCUAGAGUACCCAAUAGAUUGUCUAUGAUUGACGACAAUGAUAGAAUUAAUUUAAUAAAUUAUCCAAGAGACUUAGAGAACAGAGAGUCUAGAGUUCUUAAAGAGACGAUGGUUAAUUCCAGAGAAGAAAUUAGAAAUUUAAACAAUGACAAGAGCAAGGAUUCUGCUGCUAUUAUUGACCCUGACCAGAGACGGAAUUCUGGUGAGGCUAAGACGGAUGACACUCCUAAUCUUGGAGAAGAGACGCGAGAAACAGUACCUCAACAAGUCGCUCAAGAAGUAAAAGAACUUGCUUUAAAUAAAGAACAGGAAGAUACCUCUAAGGAAAAUCUGAAUGAAAUUGUGGGCACUGAUGAGAAAGUUGAAAAAUUGAGUAAUGAAAAAAUUCUUGAGAUGAUUGAGGAAAAAAUACUCAAGUCAAGUGUAGAAAUGGCUGAGCGGAUGGAUCUAGACGAGCCAAAUACUUCUGAUGAACAGAUAAGGGAUGAGUUCGAUGGGUCGAGAGAAAAUUUUGAAGCUAUGGAAGUAUCUGAGCAAAAGAGCAAAGAGAAUUUAAAUGACAAAAAAAUUGAGGAGAAUAUUGAUAAGAGUGUCGAUAGAACACAGGUGGAGGCAGAUAAAAAAAAAGCCGUAGUGCCCAUGGUGGAAGUGGAUCAAAGGCAGUACUUCAUGGCGACAGUCUGUUCAGGCUACAAUGCACUAUCACGAGUCUUUCAGUAUCUGAAAGUCCAAGAAUUAUUACGUGCUGCGCGUGUAUGUAAAAUGUGGCGUGACAUUGCGGUGCAUCCAUCGCUGUGGAAAACAGUGCGUAUGAAGAACAGCCAGGUGACCGAUUGGGAUGGACUGGUAGCAACAUUACAGAGGCACGGAACCCAACAUCUCGACUUGCGUAAGAUGCUUGUAGCUGCUGAGUCUGACAGUAUUUGGGAAAAAUUCGUCACGGUAAUUCCCAAUGUAAAGACUCUUGUUAAACUGGAGCUGUGUCGCUGUCCCGUUAUGGUAGUUGAAGAAGUAAUAAAAGCCUGUCCUCAGUUGCAAGUGCUCACCGCAAUGUCAAUAAAAUGCGACUGGCUAAACUUGAACAAUAUUGACAAUUUAAAAUCAUGUGAAGAGCUGAGACUGAAAGCGAUUACUGGUAUGUCGUUGUACGGAGAUUUAACACCACUCCAAAAUCUCUCUCAGCUAUCGCACUUGAGUUUGACGUCGGUGAAAGAACUCGGUAAGAAGAAAAUAGAAAUUUUAGGGUCUCUUGCUAAUCUUGAGUCACUUGAACUGGGUGAGUGCUCUGAUUUCCCGUCAAAGUUCGGAACAUCGGUGCUGUGCAAACUCACCAAGCUCGAGCGACUGAGACUUGAAAAAGGACAAGGCAGCUGUUGCACUUUCGAUAUACUGAAAGGCGUUGCUAAGCUUGAAAAAUUACACCAAUUGGAGUUGGUAAACUUUGAUGUAAAGAAUGGCUUUGAUAAACACUUGGCCAAUUGCAAAAAUAUCAAGAGGCUACUCAUCAUUCCGACGUACAUUUCCCAGUCAGCUACGUCGAAUAAUAUGGUCCUAGGAGGUGUUUGCGAAUUAUCUAACAGCCUUACGUAUUUUGUAUGGGGUGUCACGCUUGAACUUCUGAGAGUCACUCAGCUGUUUGUCGAUCAAUGCAAUCAAAUGGACAAACAAAUUUCUGGAGAUUCUAUUCCAGUGUUGAAACCAGUUCCUUGUUUAUCGCUGAUUGAAGAUCCAGAUGAAGCCCAGAGUUUGACUAAAGAAGAAAAGUCGUCGAAUUCUACAAAUCCACAAGUAGACAUUCUACCUCUACCCCAAUUAAAGAAACUCCUUGCGGCUGCACUACCGAAGACACGAGUGAAAAUAUUAAUGAUUCCUUUCCAUGCCACCUGGAGACAGAGUAUUUCAGACUCUGCGUCACAGUAAUCGGCUAAAUAAUUAAUUGUAUAAUCGCACAAUUUUUUGAUGCACGUCAU
Molecule: messenger RNA, 3995 nt
Organism: Cotesia congregata
Lineage: Eukaryota; Metazoa; Arthropoda; Insecta; Hymenoptera; Braconidae
Source: the annotation of a GenBank genome assembly